CGACUAUCUCUUCCUCUUAUUACUUUCAAACACAAAACUAGUAGUGUCUCUAGAUAAGAAAAUUAAAAUCUGAUAGACGUCUUGACAAUGAACGUUGUCCGCUCCACGCUGAGUACUUGGCGGGACCGUCUCGCUCCGAUAUCUCACACCUCCACCUUCCGCUCCACCGGUCAGAUCACGCCUGAAGAAUUCGUCCUCGCAGGCGAUUAUCUAGUGUAUAAGUUUCCCACAUGGUCGUGGGAGGACGCUGUGUCGCCGGCAAAGCGAGCGCCGCAUCUACCACCUGGAAAGCAGUUCCUAGUUACCCGCGGGGUACCAUGCCAUCGUCGGCUCGAUGAUAACUUUGCCGGAGAUGCUGGUCGGGAAGAUGUAAUGGUUACAGAUGGUUUAAGUGGUGGUGCUGGAAGUGGUGGUGGGAGUGGUGGUGAUGACGAUGAUGGGUGGUUGAGAGCCGGAGGUGGAAUGUCAGAUAGUCAUGAGGCAAGGAUUAAGGACGUGCGGACCGUGGAUGAAGCGGGGAAUAUUGGGGAGAGAGAGGAGGAGGAUGAGGAGAUUCCGGAUAUGGAAGAUGACGACGAUGAUGAAGAGGCUAUUAUAAGGGACCCGGUGGGGAAGGCUGGGACUGAAUCGCCCCUCCGCACCUACACCCUCUACAUAACCUAUAGCCCAUACUACCGAACCCCCCGUCUCUACCUCUCCGGCUACAUAUCUCCAUCUGAACCCCUCGCCCCGCACCUCAUGAUGGAAGACAUAGUCGGCGACUACAAAGACAAAACCGUCACUCUAGAGGACUUCCCCUUCUUCGACGGUGGCGUAAAAAUGGCCAGUGUGCAUCCAUGUCGCCACGCAAGCGUGAUGAAAGUCCUCCUCGAUCGCGCAGACGCGGCUCUAAAGCUCCGCCGCCAAAAAUUGAAAAAUGCUAUCUCGGCGGAAGACGCAACCCGAACUGUGCCCUCGAAAGUUGAGAGUGGAUUGGAGGGUCUAGUGGAUGAUACGGCCCGUCUGACACUUUCUCCCGAACCCCCACUGCAGCAACAGCAACAUCCACUGCAGCCUUCAGGCGGCAAUGCUGGCGAUGAGUGGGAGGUGUUGCAGCACGAGGGUGGUGAAGAGGCUGAAGAGCAGCGUGUGGCCAUACGGGUGGAUCAGUAUUUGGUCGUAUUCUUGAAGUUUAUUGCGAGCGUGACCCCAGGCAUUGAGCAUGAUUUUACGAUGGGCGUUUAGGCGGCAGAUAUAGCGGAUCAUUUCGGUGUUUGGAAUUCAUUUGUUGAUAGUUAUGAUAUGAGGGAUGAAUUAAUGGAUGAAUGGAUCGAUGGACUGUUUCUUUUCUCAACGUAGGAACUCGUCCACUCUAGGAACAACUAAUUCUGCUUCGCUUCCUUCGCGUAUCUUAAAUCGACUUUUCUUUCCGUUUCUUCUCUUUUGGGA
Molecule: messenger RNA, 1428 nt
Organism: Histoplasma capsulatum G186AR
Lineage: Eukaryota; Fungi; Ascomycota; Eurotiomycetes; Onygenales; Ajellomycetaceae
Exons: 2
Coding region: 88-1224 (378 amino acids)
Biological process (GO): autophagosome assembly; nucleophagy; autophagy of mitochondrion
Cellular component (GO): cytosol; cytoplasmic ubiquitin ligase complex
Molecular function (GO): Atg8-family ligase activity
Source: RefSeq, a predicted model, not a curated record